Molecule: messenger RNA, 1995 nt
Organism: Rhopalosiphum maidis (corn leaf aphid)
Lineage: Eukaryota; Metazoa; Arthropoda; Insecta; Hemiptera; Aphididae
Gene: Loxl2
Product: lysyl oxidase homolog 2
Exons: 8
Coding region: 45-1622 (525 amino acids)
Biological process (GO): peptidyl-lysine oxidation
Cellular component (GO): membrane
Molecular function (GO): protein-lysine 6-oxidase activity; copper ion binding
Source: RefSeq, a predicted model, not a curated record
GCUGAAGCGUCAACCGGUCCACAGUAGUUCGCACGUAAUACGACAUGGUCACCGCCGCGACGUCGGGUUGCCGCGAUCGCGAUCUACGGAAGUCCAACGGUCGUCGUCCGGUGGCGGAGGUGUUGAUGGUUAUGUUCAUGCUAGCGCUGGGGCUGUUAUCGCUACUCGAGCCGACGGUCGAUUGCCGACGGGCCGUCAAGCGCAGACACCAUUGGAGGGCGAACUUGAUUAAAAACUAUUUGAAAAAUCACAAGAGUCUCGAGGGAAUGGUGAGGCUAGUCGACGGCGAAUCCGAGUACGAAGGUAACGUGGAGAUCAUGCAUCUUGGAAAAUGGGGCGCCAUCUGCGAUGACGAAUGGGAUGCGCGAGAAGGACAAGUGGUGUGCAGACAACUUGGUUACAACGGCACGUCGAGGGUUACGCACAGUUCGCACUUCGGUCAAACAGCCAGAAAGUAUUGGAUGGACAAUACUCAGUGUGGUGGUCAAGAGAUGGAAAUUUCUGAGUGCCGGUUUGAUAGUUGGGGCGAGAAUGAUUGUGACCCGUCCGAGGCAGCUGGCGUGGUGUGCGGUUCGCCGGAACCCGAAAAGCCCAAAUACUCUGUGCCUGCAGUGACGGUUUCGGCAAAAAAAGUCGUCCGAAAAAAUAGGAUCAAAGACACUUCGGGAUCGGAUAUUGAAUUGCGAUUGGCUGGAGGCAGGACAUCGGAAGAAGGCAGAGUGGAAGCAAAGACUAACGACGGUUGGGGCGUGAUAUGCGGCGACGGAUUCGGAGUGCUAGAAGCGUUGGUCGUGUGCCGUUCCAUUGGGCUUGGGUAUGCAGCAGCCGCCUUCCAGACAGACCGGUUCGGUGGGCUGGAUCUUCCGGUCGUAUUGUCGGCAGUCGAAUGUGCUGGAAACGAAUCGUCGCUUGCUAACUGCUAUCACCAGCACAAGGCAACGUGUUCGACCAGGAAAGAGACGGUAGCCGCCGUCGUGUGUGUCCGAGAGAUGGCGGAUUUGGCGGUGAACGCUGACGAACUGAUCAGAUCGGCGUACCUGGAGGACAGACAGAUGUAUUUCUUGCAGUGUGCCAUGGAAGAGAAUUGCCUGGCGUCGUCUGCGUACCAGCUCCGGCGAGACGAAAUCGAUUGGCACUUGAUCACCCGGCGGUUGCUGCGGUUUACCGCGAAAAUCACAAAUGUCGGUACCGCUCCGUUCCGGCCGGCCGUGCCAAAACAUCUGUGGCAGUUUCAUCAGUGUCACAUGCACUACCAUAGCAUGGAAGUAUUUGCCACUUUCGACGUGCUAGACGGGGGUGGCAUGAAGGUUGCCGAAGGACACAAGGCGUCGUUUUGUUUGGAAGACAACCAGUGCACGGACGGCGCUAGGCCAGCCUUCGCGUGCGCUGAUUACGGUGACCAAGGCAUAUCGGUUAACUGCUCGGAUAUUUACCGGCAUAACAUCGACUGUCAGUGGGUGGACGUAACUGACCUGAACCCAGGGCUAUAUACACUCAAGGUGUCUGUCAACCCUGAGCACAAAAUCCCGGAGAUGACGUACGACAACAACGCGGCGGUGUGCUCCAUGUUCUAUUCCGAGACGUUCGUGAAGAUCCACGACUGUGUCCUAGAAAAUCCGUAGUGGACAGAAGUUUCGUCAAUACCGCCGUUUGCAUCGAUUAUGCGUUUAUAUUAUAAAGCUCUAUAUCAUUGUGAAUCCGUAUAAAACAAUAAUAUAUUUACACAAUAUUAUAAACGUAUUACGUGUAUUACACCGUACAGCGAAAAUGGUUCCCAAUAUGUUUUUGAAUAACUGUAUAUAGCUCCGGUGCACAAUCAAUAAUUAUUUAAUUUCACAGUUUUCGCAAUCGCCUAAAAGUUUGCACAUCUAGUCGUUCGUAUACAUACGCCGACUUUAUAUGAUCUAUACCUGUUAACGAAAACAAAUAAUUGCGUACAACACGAAUAACCCAAUCAUUUUUUUUUUUUUUUUAGUUGUUAUUUUUGAUACUGAA